UUUCGGAGCUAAAGGACGCAGCAGCUAAAGCAGCAGUAGCCGCAGCACUAGGAGCCGUCGUAGCAGCGUGAAACCAGCCUCCGAAUAUUCGGAUUCAGUGACUUGAAAGGCCCCCUUCCCCCCAGAGCCUUGUAGAGUCCAGUGCAGUGCUAGAACAAUUGAAAAUUUAUGAAUAACUGCCGUGAAAGACUGGAGGCUAAAAAACUGAAAAGUUAUUUGCGAAAAUAAACCGAAAGGAUAUAUAGUGAGGCUGUGAAAGGCUCUGCAAGGACCCUUGGAUUACCUUGCGGGGCGAGUGGAAGCGCGAGUGCCAAACGCCGCCGGACUCGCAGGAGAGAUUGGGAUUUUGAGAUUGAAAGGCAGAGACCCACUUGAGUGCGCUGGAAACCUGCUGCUGGCGUUUGUCGCAUUUGUUUGUUUCGGUGCGGCGGUGGGACGAGCAGGGCAGGGCAAGGACAACAAGGACGACGAGUCCUGCGGCAGCGGCAGCCGCAGAAAAUGGCCGCCUCGACAGCGGCAGCCACAGCGCCCGGCCACAAAUGAGUGCAACUUGCCGCGGCUCAGGACGAAGACGCUGCAGCAGAGGAUGAUGCUGCCACGCCGAGUUGCCACAACGACAGCAGCACAAUAGCAGCAGCAGCACCAACAAUGCCAAGUGCCAACCACGCCGAGCAGCGAAAUUAAGUGCCAAAGGCAACCACCGAGACAAGCGCGACAGAAAGCGAGAGAGACUUUCAUCAAAACUGAAAUUUGCAUAAAAAACAAAAGGAACAAGGACCUGCAUCUCCUGGUCCUCGAAGAACCUGUAAGAAGGCGGGCCCAGCAUCGCGGAGACAUGUCGGCGACACCCUGGUUGCUCCUCCUGCUGGCCACCGCCGGCAGCACCUUGGGCGGGCCCCUGCACCACCAGGACCUGCCGGUGGCCGUCUCCCCCACUCCGACGGAGCCCGGAGUCACGGUCUCCAGCCAAUCCAACCAAACGCCAAAACCCAACGAGUCAGCCCAUGUGGCUACACAAGUGCCAACCACGCCAGCACCACUGGGCAGCAACAGCACCACUGCACCACCUUUAAGUAGAACAAGCAGCACCACUGAAGCAUCCACAGUUGCUCCACCAGUACCCAAGGAAGUCAAGGAGGACCUGCAGUGGCUGCACCCACAACCACCGGCGGUGGUGCAGCUGCUGGAGUUAGAGAACACAGAGGCACCUCCACCACUGGACAGCGGCCACGAUGGCAGGAAGCUGACCAAGAAGAAGCAGCUACAGCAGCAGCACUUUCCCAGCGGCAGCACCACUCCAGCAGGCAGCACUCCAGCUAGCACCACUCCGGAAAGCACCACUCCGGCAAGCACCACUCCGGAAAGCACCACUUUGGCAAGUACCACCCCAGCUAGCACCACCACGACUAGCACCACAGUGACCACCACCACGGCAACCACUACCAUAGAGACGGAGGUGGAGAGAGUGCCCACAACCACCCCCGAAAGGAUAACUGAAAGCAGCACCACACCGGAGAUUACUGUCGAGGAAGAGGAAGCGAAGAGCAGCAGCGCCACCCCCUCUACGACCCCCACCAAGCCACCGCCCUCCGCCACGCCCCUGCUGCCGGUGCACAACGGCUAUCUGGGACCCAUUUUCAUGGGCGAGAAGACCUUCAGCGUGGUGCAUCCUCUGAGGAAGCCGCAGCCGCCGAACCACCAGCACGUGGCCUCCAUCGAGAGCCAGCUGAAGAACGGCCGGUUGGUGGAAAUCCUGGCGCCGACGGCUCUGCUGGAGCAGCAGGUGCCGGAGACCACCACGGCGCCAUCGCCACCGCCGGGCCUCACCGCCUCCGUGCUCUCCACCACCGUUUUCCAGGUGCCCGAACUGCAGACCAGCACGACCCGCCUGCCGGGCACCACCAACGGCGGCGAGCGCACCGAGUCCAAGAUAUCGGACAUCCAGAUCGAGGUCUACGACUCCACGGUGGACUCCAUAGUGGCCUCCACGAACUUCCGGGACAACGAGGGCUUCUACGCCCCGUCUCCGCUAGAAACAGGACCGGGCACCACCAAACCACCCCGGGAAGUGCCGCAGGAGCGGUUCACCCAAUACGUCAUCGAUCGGGCGGACGUGUCUACGCAGCCCGCGGGCGGAGGCGCUCCCGGGCUGGGCAAGCCCGAGCCGGCGGCCAUCGAGAUCCACAUCAACGUCUCCGAGGCAUUCGGAAGCGAGAGCGAGGACCUGGAGUUCUCCUACCGGCAGCCCAACGACAAGUCCGGCUCCUCGUCCCUCGGAAAGACAGGCGGGGACGAGAUCCUGGUGGUGGAGAUCAUCGACAGUGGCUCCGACAACAGCAGCUCCGAGUCUGGAUCCCUGGCCGGCAGCUCCGCCUCUUCGGAGCACCUGAAUCCUAUCUUCACGUUCCGCAACUCGGACGCGGCGGCAGCACCACCGCCCCCCGUACGUCCUCCGCAAGACACCACCGCCGACGAGCUGUUCCUGGCUGAUCCUAGGCCGCCGCCACCGCCACCUCCGCCGCCGCCGAGAAAGCCCAGCAUUGACCGUGACUCGGACACCAUAUUCUACAUCUCGAACACGGAGGUGAAGGUGGGCGAGUCCCUGCCCACGGUGCUGCCCGGAGGCGGCGGAGCGGAGCAGCGCAAGUACCAGCUGGAGAACCAGUUCUUCCCCCUCCAACAGCCGGCGCGCCCCUCCGAGGAGGACAUCAUCCUCUCGCCCUCGCCGCGCCACAGCGCCGACUCCUCGCUGAAAAUCUUCCGCUCCAGCUCGGGUUCCGUGUCCGGGAGCAGUGGCGACGGAGCUCCACCUUUGGACGUAACCUACGUGGGCGAGUCCGUAAUUGAGGUGGAGCAGCAGCAGCCGGUGCAGUCCACGGUGGCACCACAGCAGCAGGACAUCAUCAUCCAGCCGGCCGUCCUGCCGGACCUGGCCAUCGGAGUGCCGGUGAUCGGGGAGCUGCCGCCGCAGAUCGAGCUCAAGGAGAUCGACUACAUGCCCUCGGACCUGGGCGGGAUGUUCGACGCGGACCUGCACGGGAACAGCAUCGACAGUGAGCCGGACGUGAUCGAGAGCUCCAUCCAGUACGGUGGGGACCUGAUCGACGACGGAGCUGGCGGAGGCUUUGACGGCGUGGAGGGUUCCUAUCCCUUCGAGAGUCCCUCGCACCGCCAGCAGGGACUGAGCCACCUGCCGAACCGCCCGCUGGACAGCCACCUGCACCGGGACCAGCUCCCAGUGGCGGAAAUGGUGAAUGCCACCCUCCUGCAGAGCGAAGCGGGUGCGGGAUCUGGAUCUGGAUCGGGUUCUGGAUCGGGCUCUGGCUCGGCCUCGGCCAUGGCUCCUCUUCUCUCCGGCAGCCGGACCAUGAACGCCACCGGUCUCUCCGACGAGUCCAUGGGCGACUACGAAGGAUUCUUUAAUGUGUUUGCCGUGUCCACGGGCCUCAUCAUCGUCAUCCUGCCCUCGGCCCUGCUGGUGUCCAUGUACUGCGCCAUCAGGUAUGUGCUGAACAACAAGAACUCUUCAUCUGGCGGCGCGGGAGGCGCCCAUGGCGACGACAGCGAACAGGGCCAGGACUCCAAGCACGAGGACAUCUCCCGCAACGCCCGGGAGACCAAGAUGCACACCGACAAGGACGGCGUCUUCGUGGUGGAGGUGGCCCGCGGCAUCGACUCCAAGAACCUGCAGCCCGGCGAGGCCCCCGCCUCGAGUCUGGAGACCACGGAGCUGCCCUUCGACACCAAACUGACGGCCAAUGGACUGCACCACCUGGACGAGCAGUCGCUGCCCCCCAGCCACGAGCAGGUCCAGAUUCAUGCUCCGCCGCAGGACUUUGCCGGCACCGGACUAGCCCCCCUCCACCUAAUUGAGGAGGCCUCCGAGGAGCAGGCCCAGGAACCAGAACACGACCCUGAGGUCCACGCCCGCACCGGCCUCUCGCAGUCGGACCUGAGCUCCACCUCGUCCGGGGACUCGAACAAGCGCUACUCCUACGGCAACCAGGAGCUCUACGUCAUCGAGCAGCCCGGCUACGCCACCAGCUCUCCCACGGCCAAGCCCAUCCUAGUGACCCCCAAGGAGGCUUCUCUAAUGGAAGGAAACACUGGCGAGGAGGUGAAGGAAGUCAAGAAGUCAGAGCCUGAGACCUCAGAAAACCAAGAGGUUCCAGCUUCAAAGAAACCAGAACUCUUUGAAGAGAAACCUCCAGUUGAAAAGAAAGAGGAGCCGGAAGCUCCAGAGGAAAAGAAAGAAGAGACUCCCCCACAGACCGAAGAUCAGCCAGAGCCGGAGAAGGAAGAGGAAAUCAAAGAAACAGAGUCAGAAUCAAAGCCAGAAGUUAAAAAUCCAGACGUGGAAGAACCUAAGCUGGAGGAAACCAAACGGGAGGAAAAUAAGCCGGAAGAAACCCAAACCCUCGCAGAAACCGAAGCCGAGAGCAACUACGACAGCCUGAUGAGCCUCCCGGCACCUCCAUCCACCGAGGAGAUCAAGGAGCUGGGCGACUACGCCACCACCGCCCUCCUGGAGUCCAGCCAGAUGGACUCGCUGCCGCCGCCACCCCCGCCGGCGAUGCAGGAGCAGUCGGAGAUCAUCGUGGCCAAUGGAAAUGGCAUUGGAAACGGCAAGGACCUCGACUUGGACGCCGGCGAACCCACCACCCUAACGCCGCCCGCCUCGCCGCCGUCAUCGCCGCCACCACCCAGCACCACCGGAUGCGGGGGCCUGGCCAACGGAAUCCACGCCAUUCCCACGGCGGUGGAUGUGAACGGAAGUUAAGACGGAACCGGAUCCGAAGGCGGAUUGGGGUAAGCAAGGCAUUUUUUUUUUUUCGCACUCGGCGGUCAGAUCUCCAAGAGAUCUAGGUCUAGAUUCUAGGAUGUAAGGAUUACUAGGAGUACUGACACCCACUCGGGCGGACGGGAGAGCUCGGAAAGCAGUUCCCCGCAAACCGUAAAUUAAUACGAAAAUAGAGAGACAACUUUUUCCACUUACUGUUUGUUGAUUUUCAAAUAUAAUAGAAUAAUAGCAAUUAAAUGCGAUUAAUAUAAAAAAAAACGUGAAUAAAUCAUAAUUAAUUGUUUGUCUAUUUGCGGCCGGCGGCCCCCUCCCCCCGCAAUGACCCGCCAAAAACCAUCAACCACCCACCACCCACUCCAGAAGAAGCAAAAACCAGACGAUGAACUGGGGAAGGGGCCGGCCGACUAACGAGUAUUUCAAUGUCUAUAACUACAGUACA
Molecule: messenger RNA, 5240 nt
Organism: Drosophila bipectinata
Lineage: Eukaryota; Metazoa; Arthropoda; Insecta; Diptera; Drosophilidae
Source: RefSeq, a predicted model, not a curated record